UCACGUGAUCCCGUGUCACAGGUCAGAGUGACACACCAAGGACGAAACAUGGCGGCGUCGUCUAAGAAAGUCUUCGAGCUGUUCGUGGCUAGAAUACCAUGGACUGCAGCGGGCAAGGAGGUACGGGACUACUUUGGGCAGUUUGGCACAGUCAAAAAGUGUCUUUUGAAAUUUGAAAAAGAAACAGGCUUCCACAAAGGCUUCGGCUGGGUUUCAUUCACAACAGAGGAAGCAUUGAACAAUGCACUUCAGAAAGACCCUCAUGUGCUGGAGGGAACCAAGCUCCAGGUUCACAAGAACAGACAUCCAUUUCCAGGGCGGAAGGUCAACAAAGAAAGUGAAAUUGAUUGAAGCUGUGUGGUUCUGCUGUUUGGAUCUGACGGACCAAGAUGUGCUAUUAUAUUUUCAGGCCCAGAUUUAUUAAGACCUCAGCUGGUUGAUACCUGAAAUAUUUGCAGUGAUGUUAAGGUAAUAAAGACAACUCAGACCAGGAUACCAGGGCUCCUCUGGUUGCACAUCUCCAGUGAAUUUGGGUCUGAGUCUUGCUGUCAUUGUUUUAAUGGGAUGUACAGUUGUAAUUUAUUUAUUAUCUGUGCUGUCCUGUAACCACCCUGACACAUGCUAUCAUCAGUACAUAGCAUGUUGAUUUGAACUUGUAGGGUUUUAGGUUUAUUUACUAGUUUCACGUAUACUGCAAUAAAGGCAACAUUUAAUUCUA
Molecule: messenger RNA, 718 nt
Organism: Stegastes partitus (bicolor damselfish)
Lineage: Eukaryota; Metazoa; Chordata; Actinopteri; Pomacentridae
Gene: slirp
Product: SRA stem-loop interacting RNA binding protein
Exons: 4
Coding region: 49-351 (100 amino acids)
Molecular function (GO): RNA binding
Source: RefSeq, a predicted model, not a curated record